Molecule: messenger RNA, 4372 nt
Organism: Camelus dromedarius (Arabian camel)
Lineage: Eukaryota; Metazoa; Chordata; Mammalia; Artiodactyla; Camelidae
Gene: MEF2C
Product: myocyte enhancer factor 2C
Exons: 11
Coding region: 380-1771 (463 amino acids)
Biological process (GO): positive regulation of transcription by RNA polymerase II; heart development; cell differentiation
Molecular function (GO): RNA polymerase II cis-regulatory region sequence-specific DNA binding; histone deacetylase binding; protein dimerization activity
Source: RefSeq, a predicted model, not a curated record
CAAACGCAGCCCAAACUGGGGGGUUUCUCUUCAAAGCCAGCUGGUCUGGCUUUAUUCUACAGGAAUUUUUUUACCUGUCAGAGUUUGGACAACAAAGCCCUCAGCAGGUGCUGACGGGUACAACUUCCUGGAGAAGCAGAAAGGCACUGGUGCCAAAGAAGAGUUGCAAACUGUGAAGUAACUUCUAUGAAGAGAUGAAGUAAAGAAUGGAAGGCAAAUGACGGACUGUAUGUGUAUGUGGAACGAAUGCAGGAAUUUGGGAACUGAGCAGUGCAAGUGCUGAAGAAGGAGAUUUGUUUGGAGGAAACAGGAAAGAGAAAGAAAAGGAAGGAAAAAAUACAUAAUUUCAGGGACGAGAGAGAGAAGAAAAACGGGGACUAUGGGGAGAAAAAAGAUUCAGAUUACGAGGAUUAUGGAUGAACGUAACAGACAGGUGACAUUUACAAAGAGGAAAUUUGGUUUGAUGAAGAAGGCGUACGAGCUGAGCGUGCUGUGUGACUGUGAGAUCGCGCUGAUCAUCUUCAACAGCACCAACAAGCUGUUCCAGUACGCCAGCACGGACAUGGACAAGGUGCUGCUCAAGUACACCGAGUACAACGAGCCGCACGAGAGCCGGACAAACUCAGACAUCGUGGAGGCCUUGAACAAGAAAGAAAACAAAGGCUGUGAAAGCCCCGAUCCCGACUCCUCUUAUGCACUCACCCCACGCACUGAAGAAAAAUACAAAAAAAUUAAUGAAGAAUUUGAUAAUAUGAUCAAGAGCCAUAAAAUUCCUGCUGUUCCACCUCCCAACUUUGAGAUGCCAGUCUCCAUCCCAGUGUCCAGCCACAACAGUUUGGUAUACAGCAACCCUGUCAGCUCACUGGGAAACCCCAACCUUUUGCCACUGGCCCACCCUUCUCUGCAGAGGAAUAGUAUGUCUCCUGGUGUAACACAUCGACCUCCAAGUGCAGGUAACACAGGUGGUCUGAUGGGUGGAGACCUCACAUCCGGUGCAGGCACCAGUGCAGGGAACGGGUAUGGCAAUCCCCGAAACUCACCAGGUCUGCUGGUCUCACCUGGUAACUUGAACAAGAAUAUGCAAGCAAAAUCUCCUCCUCCCAUGAAUUUAGGGAUGAAUAACCGUAAACCAGAUCUCCGAGUUCUUAUUCCACCAGGCAGCAAGAAUACGAUGCCAUCAGUGAAUCAAAGGAUAAAUAACUCCCAGUCUGCUCAGUCAUUGGCUACCCCAGUGGUUUCCGUAGCAACUCCUACUUUACCAGGACAAGGGAUGGGAGGAUAUCCAUCAGCCAUUUCAACAACAUAUGGUACCGAAUACUCUCUGAGUAGUGCAGACCUGUCAUCUCUGUCUGGGUUUAACACGGCCAGCGCUCUUCAUCUUGGGUCAGUAACUGGCUGGCAACAGCAACACCUACAUAACAUGCCGCCAUCCGCCCUCAGUCAACUGGGAGCUUGCACUAGCACUCAUUUAUCUCAGAGUUCAAAUCUCUCCCUGCCUUCUACUCAAAGCCUCAACAUCAAGUCAGAACCUGUUUCUCCUCCUAGAGACCGUACCACCACCCCUUCGAGAUACCCACAACACACGCGCCACGAGGCGGGGAGAUCUCCUGUUGACAGCUUGAGCAGCUGCAGCAGUUCGUACGACGGGAGCGACCGAGAGGAUCACCGGAACGAAUUCCACUCCCCCAUUGGACUCACCAGACCUUCGCCGGAUGAAAGGGAAAGUCCCUCAGUCAAGCGCAUGCGACUCUCUGAAGGAUGGGCAACAUGAUCAGAUUAUUACUUAGUAGUUUUUUUUCUUGCAGUGUGUGUGUGUGCUAUACCUUAAUGGGGAAGGGGGGUCGAUAUGCAUUAUAUGUGCUGUGUGUGGAAAAAAAAAAGUCAGGUACUCUGUUUUGUAAAAGUACUUUUAAAUUGCCUCAGUGAUACAGUAUAAAGAUAAACAGAAAUGCUGAGAUAAGCUUAGCACUUGAGUUGUACAACAGAACACUUGUACAAAAUAGAUUUAAGGCUAACUUCUUUUCACUGUUGUGCUCCUUUGCAAAAUGUAUGUUACAAUAGAUAGUGUCAUGUUGCAGGUUCAACGUUAUUUACAUGUAAAUAGACAAAAGGAAACAUUUGCCAAAAGCGGCAGAUCUUUACUGAAAGAGAGAGCAGCUGUUAUGCAACAUAUAGAAAAGUGUAUAGAUGUUUUGGACAGACCCGGCAAAGGGUGGCCACGGUUACACGUUAGGAACACACCAGGUCACCUAACACCCACCCCGAGAACGCUCACAAACCUGCAGGCACAUCAUUGGCGUAUGGCACUCAUGAAAAAGGAUCAAUGACCAUUAAAAGAGGACCAUACCUAUUUUUUAAAAAUGUAGAGUUUGAGGGCUAACGUAUUUAAUUAAAUAAAUAAAUAAAUCUGGGUCUGCAUCUCUUAUUAAAUAAAAAUAUAAAAAUAUGUACAUUACAUUUUGCUUAUUUUCAUAUAAAAGGUAAGACAGAGUUUGCAAAGCAUUUGUGGCUUUUUGUAGUUUACUUAAGCCAAAAUGUGUUUUUUCCCCCUUGAUAGCUUCGCUAAUAUUUUAAACAGUCCUGUAAAAAACCAAAAAGGACUUUUUGUAUAGAAAGCACUACCCUAAGCCAUGAAGAACUCCAUGCUUUGCUAACCAAGAUAACUGUUUUCUCUUUGUAGAAGUUUUGUUUUUGAAAUGUGUAUUUCUAAUUAUAUAAAAUAUUAAGAAUCUUUUAAAAAAUCUGUGAAAUUAACAUGCUUGUGUAUAGCUUUCUAAUAUAUAUAAUAUUAUGGUAAUAGCAGAAGUUUUGUUAUCUUAAUAGCGGGAGGGGGGUAUAUUUGUGCAGUUGCACAUUUGAGUAACUAUUUUCUUUCUGUUUUCUUUUACUCUGCAUACAUUUUAUAAGUUCAAGGUCAGCUGUCAAAAGGAUAACCUGUGGGAUUAGAACAUAUCACAUUGCAACACCUUAAAUUGUUUUUAAUCCAUUGGCAAUCUACUGGGUCAACUGACAUCCAUUGUAUAUACUAAUUAGUUUCUUUCAUGCUAUUUUUUGUUUUUGUUUUGCAUUUUUAUCAAAUGCAGGGCCCCUUUCUGAUCUCACCAUUUCACCAUGCAUCUUGGAAUUCAGUAAGUGCAUACCUUCAUCUUGCCCGUAUCCUAAAUUAUCGGUUGGUUUUCAGCCUAGAACUCGAUAAUGCUUUGAAGAAAUAUGCCCAGAGUAGAGAACUGUGUUGGGUCACAUGUCCUGCAAAUACUGCCCUAGAAAUAAGUGAUAUGGAGUUUACUCGAUGCAUGAGUAAUAAAUUCCCACAGAAGAAAAAUGUGAAAGUCUGGGUGCUAGAUAAGAAGGAAGCAGGUAAAGGGAUAGUUGCUUCGUCAUCCGUUCUUAAUUAUUUUAACUGACCCUCAACAAUCUUGUCAGCAAUAUAGGACUGUUGAACAAUCCCGGUGUGUCAGGACCCCCAAAUGUCACUUCUGCAUAAAGCAUGUAUGUCAUCUAUUUUUUUUUUCUUCAAUAAAGAGAUUUAAUAGCCAUUUCAAAAAAUCCCAUUAAAGCACCUCUCUAUGUCCCUUUUUUUUUUAAUUUUUCAGGAAAUAAUGAUGACUCUUGUCUAAUAUUCGUCUAUAAGGGAUUACUUUUCAGACCCUUUAAAAAGUGAGUGCCAUAAAAAAAAAAAGAGUUGAUAUAUAUUGUUUAAAGAGAUUUCAGUCUAGGACUGAUAUUCCUUCUCUAGGCAUGUGAAGAUCUGUCGAUCCAGCUCCCAUCACACACGCUGACAUACACAGCAGAAAAGACAGACAGUAAGAUCAACACUGCUAUGUCUUGUGUAGGACAUUUCUUAUCCCUUUUUUUGCUUUCACUUGCUUAGUUACUAUGUGUUUCUCCUUGUAAAAGGCUGCCGCUGGGUGGCAAAAGCCAAGAGAUCUUACGAACUAGGCUAUAUUUUUCUUAACUCGAUCUGAAAUCCACAGUUAGACCACAGUGCACCUUUGGUUGUGUCCGUAUAGGAUGCCAGCCUGCCUUGUGCUAACGUUUUAUACACGAAAUCAAACAAAAAAAUCUGUCAGCCAUUUCAUGUAUCCCACUACUCGAGGUAUCCAUGGAACAUGAAAGAAAAACAUUUAUGCAGAGGAAAAACAGAAAAUCAUCCCUGAAAACACACAUACACACAUAUUCAUACAUGGGGGGGAGGAAACUAAGAAAAUCAUUUUCCUCACCAUGGACUUGAUCCCAUUCUUACAACCCAUCCUUAUAACUUGAUGUGUAUAAAAUAUGCAAACAUGUCACAAAUGUUCUUUGUCAUUUCAAAACACUUUAUCAAUAUCAGGAGAAACUAACCAAUGGGUGGGAAAGGGUCAUUAUGUGAAAA